Molecule: messenger RNA, 1452 nt
Organism: Emiliania huxleyi CCMP1516
Lineage: Eukaryota; Haptophyta; Isochrysidales; Noelaerhabdaceae
Exons: 8
Coding region: 1-1452 (483 amino acids)
Molecular function (GO): protein binding
Source: RefSeq, a predicted model, not a curated record
AUGUGCGGCGUGCUUCCGUUCGACGUGAGCAUGACGGCGCGCCUUACAAUGGGCUACUGCCACGCGGCGCUGCUGCCCGCCGCCGCGUCGCUGCUGCGCUUGCCCGAGGGGAGCCGCUUCCGCGCCCAGCAGUACCACUUCAGCGAGGCGACCGCCGACGGCCUGCCCGCGGUGAUCGUCGACGCCAGGACCGGCGGCGGCGCGGGGCUGCGGGGCGUCGAACACCCCGCCUUCAGCGUGCAGAUGGAGCGCGUCGUGUCGCUCCUGCCGUCGGCCACCGAGAUGGUGGCGGCGGUGCUGGGCGAGGCGGGCGCGGCGGCGCGGAUCGUCGGGGACACGUGCGCCGCGUGCGACGCCGCCGAAGGCUCGCGCGCGGUGCUGGCCAGCGCCGGGGAGGAGGCUGCGAGGCCGCGCCUGUUGGGUCUGGAGAGCCUCUUCCCCCUGACUCUCGCCGCGCUGCUCCACCCCGCCGCGCUGCCGCCCGCACUCGUCGCCUCGGCGACUGCUGGUGCGAUGCGGCUGGUGGCGGAGCCGGAGGCGGACGGACCCCCCGCGCUGCUCCCGCCGUACAAGUGGCGCGCCGCGUCGCUGGUGCAUACCGACGACGGCCGGCUGAUUGUCUUUGGCGGCGAGGCGGCGGUGGACGAGCCGCGCGAGCGACGCGGGCUAAAGGACGUUUGGUCGCUCGGCGCGCCGCCGAGCGGCUGGGCCGCCUGCUCGUGCCCCACGCCCUCGUGGGAGGCGUGGCAGUGCGGCGCCACCGCCAACGAAGACGUGCCCACCGCGCGCUCCAACCACGCCGCCGCCGCGUGCGGCGGCCACCUGCUCGUCUUUGGCGGCUGGAACCCGACUCUCGCCUACUCGCCGGCGCGUCACCUGGCGGUGCUCUACGGCGGCUGGGACGGCAGCAAGCGCUUCGACGACGUCUGGUGCCUCGACAUGGACGUCUGGCGCUGGCACCGCGCCGCCACCGCCUGCGACGGGCCGAGCCCGCGCACCGACCACGCCGCAGUGCUGUGGGACGCGGGCGGCGGCGACGAGCGAUUGCUCGUCUUUGGGGGCUCGACGGGGCGGGGCUCGUCCGACGAGCUCUGGAGCCUCGACUGCUCCGGCGGCGAGCCCGCGCGGUGGCGGUGGGCGCGCUUUGGCGCGGCGGCGACGGCGGCGGACGGUGCGUGGCCGCCGCCGCGCUCCUCGCACGCCGCCGCCCUCGCCGGCAGUGGGCCAUCGGCUUCGCUGGUCGCGCUCCACCGCCUUGCGGUGCGCAGCCAGCCGCCUCGCGACACGUACAUCGACCCGGACACCGGCUACAGCGUCUUCACCCAGGCGUACCUCAAGCGGCGCCCCUGCUGCGGGAACGGCUGCAGACACUGCCCGUGGGGGCACGUGAACGUGCCUGGCCGGAGGCGGUCCGAGGCGGAGCCGGAGGAAGAGGACGGACUGGACUGGUGA